AGAAGAAACUACCGGAAGUGUCAGCCGUUGGAGUGCACUACAACGUCAGGUGAUUUCUUUUCGGGUUGACUAACUAACGCAACUAAAAUAUAUUGGACGUGAUAUUUUGAUGAGCUUCAUGCUUACUUGGCGAAGAAUGUAAGAGUUAAAAAUAUGUGAGAAAGAAAUGUUCCCCUGAGUUGGUUCUCAGCGCGAGCUACUUAGCUAAGCUAUCCUCCCCGGUGGAGCCUGACAACUAAACUGAAUGGAACACUUUCAGUUUACCUUCAGCGGAGGAAACUGAACCUUAAAGUUAAUGCGGCUUCUUGAACUCCUCUCUGUCUGUCGGAACUUGAUCUAACGGCAUAAAUGCAGCUUCCUGAACAGAACCUGAAACCUGAAAUGAAUGCAAGACUUUAAAGUGACCCUCAAGCUCUCGGAGUGUCUUGUUGACACGCAGACUCGCAUCUGGGGACUUCCGUCGUUUGAACAGAAAAUGUGGCUGCAGCAGAGACUGAAGGGGCUUCCGGGCUUGUUGUCGAGUAGCUGGGCGCGAAGGGUCCUCAUCGGACUGCUCAUCUUCCUCAUCUUCUACUGGUACCUGGGGGCAGAGCGCAGGUGGACAUUCCUGGGCGGUUCGGCUGUGCCCGGCGGCGCGGCGGGGGAGUGCCUCCAGAGUGAGAUCCACAAGUGGAAGUCCAUAGCGGAUCGAGGAGAGGGGAUCUACAGCACCAAGUCUGAGCCGCUGGACACGCCUUUCGUGACGGGGAACGGCCAUAUUCUCAUCGACGUGGACGCCAACAAGUUGUGGGUGGCUUCGUCUUCACAGCCGGGCUCAGCCCCGGUUCACCAGACCGAACACUCUCCGAGGGUCAACGUCCACCUUGUGGGGAGACGGGCCGAGGCUGACGCUACCUUGCUGGGGUACCGGAAGGGAGCAGUGCUCUCGGUCCGGUGCGCCUCGCCGGCCGCGGUGCAGUCCGCCCGGGACUGCGUGUCCAUCCGAGAGGAGUUCAUCGCCCACCGGAGCCGACCCAACGUGUACCUGCAACGAAUCCACAUCAACAACCCUUCAGAUCGGGUCGCUAACGUGGACAUCUCACCCGCCAGCCCAGGAUCGAGGAGCAGGUUUUCCUCCAGCGUGGACACGCUCGAUGACAGGGAGGUGGAGCUGUCCUCCGGGACGGUGCAGGUGGAGAACAGCCAGGUCGUACUGGUGGUGGUGGUCACCAGAAAGCUGAAGAACAGGAUCCAGGUCGCUGCAAAAUCCGAGUACUCGGACAACAUCCUGUCGGUGGUUUGGACCUCAGAGCCCAUCGAAUCCUCAAAGCUGGAGGCGACAUUCAGCAGCCUCAGAGAUGGCGCCAAGAAGGAGAUGGAGGAGCUUCUGAGGGCUGACGUGAAGGAACUGGUUCAGAAACACCAGCAGGCCUGGAUGGACCUCUUUAGCUCAGGUAUCGAAAUGAGAAAGAUCACAGACUCCCACACGCCAUCCAGCCGCACUGUGAACAACACCCUCUACUACAUCCUGUCCUCCUCCACGGCGCCUCUGCUCGACCAGCGGCCGAGCGCGGAGGAGCGUGCGCGCCUCGUAUCCAGCCUCAACUACGCUGACCACUGCUUCAGCGGCCACGCCACCAUGCAUGCCGAGAACCUGUGGCCCGAGCGUGUGAGCAGCACGGCUCAGAUCCUGCAGCUGGUCACGCUGUGGACCCUAACCCUGCAAAAGAGGGGCUGCAAGGUGCUGGUUGCCGCCGGCGCCCACGGGGCCAUGCAGGGCAUGGUGCUCAGCUUUGGCGGCCUCCAGUUCACAGAGAACCACCUACAGUUCCAGGCCGACCCGGAUGUGCUGCACAACAGCUACGCCCUGCGGGGGAUCCACUACAACCAGGACCUGAUCAACCUGGCUGUGUUGCUGGACGGUGAGGGGAAGCCCUUCCUGCACCUGUCGGUGCGGCAGCAGGAAGCGGCAGUCAAGCUGUACGCCUGCGAGGCCGGCUGCCUCAAUGAGCCCGUCGAGCUCACAUCUGAGGUCAAAGGCCACACGUUCCCCGUCAUGGUGACCCAGCCCAUCACGCCGCUGCUCUACAUCUCCACCGACCUGCGCCACCUGCAGGACCUGCGCCACACGCUGCACCUCAAGGCCAUUCUGGCUCACGAGGAGCACAUGGCGAACAGAUACCCCGGCCUGCCCUUUCUGUUCUGGUUCAGUGUGGCGUCGCUCAUCACCCUGUUCCACCUCUUCCUGUUUAAGCUCAUCUACAACGAGUACUGUGGCCCCGGCGCCAAGCCUCUCUUCAGGAGUAAGGUCUCCAGCAAAAGGGAAGACGACUGCCGCGACUCCUCUGAGGUCGCUUAAGCGUAGCUUCAGCGCAGGUUUGCUGUUGUUGUGGACAUAUUGACAUGGUGGGUGGGUUGUUUGCUGUUUGUUCUGAUCCUAAAAUCUCUGACCUCCAACUCAGCUGCUGUGUUUUAUGGAAAAUAACAUCCAACAUGGCAGAAUAUUGCCCAGAAAUCAGCUGGGAAACCAAACCACAGGGCUGGAAUUAGCAAUAGCAUUCACAAAAAUAUUUAAUUACUCUUCAUGAGUACGUAUACUGAAAUUGUGCUUUAAAAAGAAAUCCCAAGUUGUAAGUUAGAACUGAAUAUGAACCAAUCAGGACUGAACCAGUCCUGAUUGGUUCAGACAUGGUGGUGUGAGCCACCAGGUCAAACAGGAAGAGCUGAAUCUAUUCAGGUCAUCCAGUGGAAACCAGCAGUUUCAGCCUUCUGUUUAUCUGUCACACAUUUCAUUAGAACUUGUACAACUAUUAAAGGAUGCAAAGUUUUUCCUUUCACCAUUUACUUCUUUAAACCUGGCUUCCGUGUGUUAAGCAGGCAUGUUUUCUGAUGGCGUUGUGCAGAAAAAAAUAUUUAAAAACCAGGUUAUCUAUCUGGUUUUAAUAUAACAAAAUAAAUAUUUGAGUAAAUAGUUUGAUGCUGGUGGUAACAAAGUGCCUAAAUAUAAUUUUAAAUUAAUUUUUUGUCAAGUUGGUAUAUGUUAUCGAUUUUUUUGUGUGUGUGUGUGUGUAAAGCACUGCAGACACAACAAAAGGACUGUUAAUUAAAGGUAGGGAGGGCUGGAUCAUCCAUGCCUGUAUGGAGGAUUAAAAAAGUACAAAAUUAACACAUUAAGUUGUAAUAAAUUCUUAAUCAGAUGUUUAAAUAUGCCAUUGAAUAUUUUAAAUACACACUUGGAAUAUCAGUUAAUCAGAUGUAUAUUUAUUUAUUUCACGGUUCCUAUUUCUGAGGCAUGACAAUGAAAUAGUCUGUGAAAGUUAACUCCACUAGUUUGAAUCGAUGUUUGGCAUUCGAGCAAUUCUUCGACUUUAUCCGCCACAUAGUCUGGAUGAUCAUCUGCUAAUUGUAUAAUCUCUCCAACUCGCAGAAAAGCUCCUGAAAGUCCUCCAUUAGAAAGGCGGCCAUGAUUUUCUAUAUUAACACCUUUCUAAAACGAAUGGCCUGAGUCAUUCCUUGCCAAAAAUUACUUUUGUCAAAAAGUGAUUUUCUUUUAGAAAGGCUAUGAUAUGCUAAGUCAGUUGGUGACUUGUGAUAAAUGAACAGUGUUAAUGUCGUUCUGCAUUGGGGUCAUUGCAAACAUUGACCCCAGUAAAGGAGUUGUCUAUCCAGCUACUAGGAAAAUAGUUUAUUUCCAUCUCUGUAACAAAGUUUUAUUUUUUUAAAACAAGCUUCAAGUCAAAGUUUGUAUUUCUGGCUGCAAAACAACCCAGUUGUAGAUUUGUCCACCUUAUGACAACUUUUUCCAUCCAAAACAGUUUGAUGCUUCAUUUAACAAUAUCAUCCAACCUAGAAGAUUUCCCCAGAGAGAGAAAAAGUGAAAAUCUGGCUCUGACGGAGAAAAUGUGACUGUGGUGAGUUCUAGACGAAUUGUGGCUACAGUUCUGUGACUGACUGAAACAUGGGGUGUAGCGACAGCUUCAAGCAGGAUGCAGAAUCGCAGGCAAGACUGUUUGAGUUGGUGAACGCAGCUCCUUCCUCUGGUUGACUGGCAGCCACUAUGUUUAGCUUCUCAUGUGAACAAAGUCCAUCCUCUGGUGGCUCGUUAGCUCAUAUUUAGCCUCUUCCAUCAGUUUUUUUUUUCCUUUUAAACUGAAGCAUCUAACCUUUCUCCAGUUCACCAUCUUUACUUCUCAUUUUCAGUAUUUCUCCUAACAUCUAACCAUUAUCAGCUUUGACGAGUCAUGUUCUGCCUGGUUUUUCAACCUUUACUCGAGCUCUGGAGGUUUCUGUGAAAGUGUCGCUCUGGUCUUCCUGACCCUUGACCCCUACUCUGGAUUUAUCCCCAGCAUCAGACUCACUUGGGAACUGGACCCUGAUGGACAGCUUCCUCGCUGUAUUUGGGAAAUAGAUUAUUCUGGGAAUGCAGGGUGUAUUGAAUCUUCUUUGGGCUUUUCCACCCUUCCAGACAGAACAUUAAAACUGAUUCCUCUGUUCACACAUGGAAGUUCCACUUGGCCCUUUUGCCUCGGUUUUCACUUACCAGGUGAAUUAUUUUUGUUCCGUUUCUCUUUAUGGGUCUGUUUUUUUUUUUAUUUUAUUUCUUCUUUAAUGUGAACUACUGAGUAUGUCUGAAUGAAGAAAUAAGUUAAUUUAUUGAACAUUUGCAAUAAUCCCAAUGCUUUGUACUUGAAGUCUUUGUGCUUAAAAGUUUGAUUUGAGUUUAUUUUGGGGAGAAUAAAUCACUUAUUAAAAUGUU
Poeciliopsis prolifica (blackstripe livebearer) is the source of this 4735-nucleotide messenger RNA. Its product is annotated as KIAA2013 ortholog. NCBI's taxonomy places the organism in Eukaryota, Metazoa, Chordata, Actinopteri, Cyprinodontiformes, Poeciliidae. Bases 386 to 2338 code for a protein of 650 amino acids. The transcript has 3 exons. The record is from RefSeq and is a predicted model, not a curated record.